Molecule: messenger RNA, 2663 nt
Organism: Cucumis melo (muskmelon)
Lineage: Eukaryota; Viridiplantae; Streptophyta; Magnoliopsida; Cucurbitales; Cucurbitaceae
Product: AT-rich interactive domain-containing protein 1-like
Exons: 3
Coding region: 898-2085 (395 amino acids)
Source: RefSeq, a predicted model, not a curated record
AAAAAAAAGAUCACUAUUUCUUUUUUGGUUUAGAAACUAAAAAUCCUUCCAAAAUCCCAAUCUCUCUUUAUCUUUCCUUUCUUUUCCAAGAUCCUCAUAAAAUAAGCCUUAUAGAAAGAGAAGAACAUUUAAAAAUGAAAUGACCAAAUGAGAGAGAGAGAGAGAGGGACCAACCAAAGCCAAAACCAAAACUACUGAAGCUUUAAAGGAUGUGUGGCGGUAGAUUAGUAGUAGAAGUAGACAGAGUUGCGUAGAAAACGCUUCCUUCCAAAACCAAAAACACACACAAAAGAAUUAUUAACAGGAUGUUGGAUGUUAGCUGAUGGGUCUGAAUUAGCUUACGAAUGUGCUGCGAAGUAGAUUGAACAAAAUGGGUAUCGCUUGGAUUCGUUUUAAUUGGUUGUAGUGUUGAAGAUCUGUUUGGUAUCCUUUUCGAAAGUUUGCUUGGGUUUUCUUUUUUUUAUCGUUCUGUUCCACAUCAACGGUGCUUGUUCUUUAUUUCCUCGUCGAUUUGGCCAAGGACAUAGUGAUUCUGACAGAUAAAAGGGUGAGGUUGUUUUGAAUUGACUUUGUUAGAUUCUUGAUCGGGAAUGAAUGUUCUUCUGUUUUGAAGUUACUUUAACUCAAGUAUUUGGAUUUAGAGAGUUGGGGAAAGUUGUGUGAAAAAAAUACUCUGCAGUUUGAACUUUGGAUGUUACAAGACAGGAAUUGAAAGAGGGCUGCGGAGUUCAGGGGUUCUCGAUUACAUCUAGGUUUGAUUUGCGUGUUGUAGUGCUUGGACGGUGGGGCAGGAAUGGAACUAGCAACUAGGAAUUAUUGUAUGAAAAUUAAGCGAAAGGAGUGGUAGUGUCUCGUAAUGGUUGAGAGUUGGGUUGAAACCAGAAGAGAACGGCAGUCAUGUUGUCAGAUGAGUUCAUGAAUUGUGUUGCCUUUGACGAGAAUUCCAUUUCAGAUUUUUCCAAGCGAAUACUCGAUAUGAAGAGUGAUAGGAUGAAGACUGGGGAUGCAUUUCCUCGCAGAAGCAAGAAACUCAAGGAUAUUGAACAUCGCAAUAUUGAAAAUGAGGACGUACAAAUUAUUGAUCCACCUUUAAUCAAGGAAACAAAUGUUGUCCAGGAGAAGAGUAAGCAGGAACCAAUGUUGGGAUUGCUUGAUUGGCUUAAAGUUAUUGCAAGAAACCCUUGCGAUUCCUCAAUAUCUUCAUUACCAGAAAAGUCAAAAUGGAAAUCAUAUGGAAAUGAAGAGAUUUGGAAACAGGUUUUGGUGGUUCGAGAGGAAAUGUUCGUGAAAAGACAAGUUGAUUCAAGUAGCGAACAAUCUUCCGUGCAGAGAAAUCAGAGGAUGCAUCCUUGUAUGUACGAUGAUGAUACAGUUCCGAUAUACAAUCUUAGGAAGAGAUUAAGCUUGGAUAAAAAGGAUGUUUCUCAAGAACCUGUUUCUAAAGCGAAUGAUUCGUCACCUACAGAUUCAUUGGAUGAUUACAAGCCCGUUCUUCUGGGGUCAGAUUAUCAAGCUCGAGUCCCAGAAUGGAAUGGUGUGAUAUCCGAGAGUGAUUUAAAGUGGUUGGGGACCCAAGACUGGCCCUUGAAGAAAGGAAGGAACAGAUAUCUAGUUGAAAGGGAUCCCAUUGGAAAAGGAAGGCGAGACCCUUGUGGGUGCAUGGACGCCAAUUCGGUUGGCUGUGUCCAAUUUCACGUUUCUGAGAAAAGGCAGAGAUUGAAGCUUGAGUUGGGCGACGCGUUCCUCCGAUGGAGAUUUGAUGAGAUGGGGGAGGAUGUUACGUUAGCUUGGACGGUGGAGGAUGAGAAAAAGUUCGAGGACAUAGUGUCAUCAAACCCUCCGUCCCUCGGGAUAUCUUAUUGGGAAGAUAUCAUUGAAUCAUUUCCUUCUAGGAGCAAGGCAGAUCUUGUUAGCUACUACUAUAAUGUCUUUCUUUUGCGUCGUAGAGGACACCAAAAUCGAGUUACACCAGAUGAAAUUGACAGUGACGAGGAAUCAGAAUCCGGAACUGCAACCAUUAGAUUUGGAAACGAAGUGCAUAAUUCACCUGGCUCCAUUUUCUAUUCUCCUAAGAAGCCACGAUAAGCUUGGGGUAUCAUUUUCUAUUCUCCUAAGAAGCCACGAUAAGCUUGGGGUAUCGCUUGAAAACAGAUUUUGAUAGAGUACCAAUGUUGAUAACGUUGAUUCUGAUUUUGGAAAUCUGCAUUUUUGAUUAAUCAUUUUUGUCAAGUGGGAUAUGGAAAAUUCUUUUGUGAUGUUACAUGGAAAGCUGCAGUUGUAGCCUAUUGCUAAAUGGAAAGCUAAGGGGAUGGAGGCGUCAUGAUUUACUGAGUCAUUGUUACGUUAACGAGCUGGAUUCAGAGGCUCAAGCAAUUUUGGUAUUGGGUUGUGUUGUUCAGUUUGGAUCAAAUUGAAGUGUUGAUGAAUUGUUUUGCUAGAAUUUGUCUCCUAGAAACGAUAAGGAUCUUGGUCGCAAGGCCCUCAUAAAGAAGGCAAAUAGAUUUAGUUGCGAAGGGGAUGCCAUUCUGUUCAUUCUAAAGUUUCAUCUUUGUAUAUUUGCUGUCGCUGAUGUUGACAUGUGAAAAGACGUGCAAGCAUGACCCUUUAAAAAGAUUAUAAUCACAGUUUAAACCCUAUGGUGGUUUGGAUUUUUUUUUUUCGAA